Neopsephotus bourkii (Bourke's parrot) is the source of this 973-nucleotide messenger RNA. RefSeq names its product diphthamide biosynthesis 5 (gene DPH5). The record is from RefSeq and is a predicted model, not a curated record. Gene Ontology annotation, molecular function: diphthine synthase activity. Bases 91 to 948 code for a protein of 285 amino acids. Gene Ontology annotation, biological process: protein histidyl modification to diphthamide. Lineage: Eukaryota; Metazoa; Chordata; Aves; Psittaciformes; Psittacidae. The transcript has 7 exons.
GUGGUGGGGCUGAUGUCGGUUUCCCUCCUGUGACAGGUGGUGGUGUUGACGGCGACCCUGGGCCCGGCGGCUGUAGCGACCUCCCGAAGCAUGUUGUACCUGGUCGGGCUGGGCUUGGGAGAUGCCAAGGACAUCACGGUGAAGGGUCUGGAGGCGGUGAGACAGUGCCACAGGGUGUACCUGGAGGCCUACACGUCCAACCUCACGGUGGGCAAGGAAGCACUGGAAGAGUUUUAUGGAAAAGAAUUGAUUUUGGCUGACAGAGAAACAGUGGAACAAGAAGCAGAUAACAUUUUAAAAGACGCUGAUGUUUGUGAUGUCGCAUUUCUUGUAGUUGGUGAUCCUUUUGGGGCCACAACACACAGUGAUUUAGUACUACGUGCAGUAAAACUGGGGAUUCCAUACAAGGUCAUUCAUAACGCUUCAAUAAUGAGUGCAGUGGGCUGCUGUGGUUUACAGUUGUACAGUUUUGGAGAGACUGUUUCCAUAGUUUUCUGGACAGAUACAUGGAAGCCAGAAAGCUUUUUUGACAAGAUUGAGAAGAACAGGCAGAACGGAAUGCACACCUUGUGCUUACUUGAUAUUAAAGUGAAGGAGCAGUCUCUGGAGAAUCUAAUGAAAGGAAGGAAGAUUUAUGAGCCACCACGGUACAUGAGUGUGAAUCAAGCUGCAGAACAGCUUCUUGCCAUUAUUCAAAACAGGAGGCUCCAAGGAGAAGAAUUAGCAAUCACUGAAAACACAAUCUGUGUUGGCCUUGCACGUGUGGGUGCUUCAGAUCAGAAGAUUGCUUCAGGCACACUGGAGCAGAUGUCCACAGUAGAACUAGGUGGUCCACUGCAUUCCUUGAUUGUUACAGGCACUCUGCAUCCUCUGGAAUUAGAAAUGCUUCAGCUUUUUACUGUAGCUGGGUCCAGUUUUGAACAGCAUGCGUGCCAAAGGACCACUUAAAUAAAAACAAGGCAUUUAUAUUUUU